This is a messenger RNA of Loa loa (African eye worm), 1448 nucleotides long. RefSeq lists its product as hypothetical. The transcript is spliced from 4 exons. The record is from RefSeq and is a predicted model, not a curated record. NCBI's taxonomy places the organism in Eukaryota, Metazoa, Nematoda, Chromadorea, Rhabditida, Onchocercidae. The coding region runs from base 109 to 870 and encodes 253 amino acids.
UGGCAACAGGAUGACUUCGGAUUCGCGAGAUCAACAUUUUCGAGACUCAUUCUUAUGGCAAAUUGUGAGGAGUAAUAUGUUUCGCAUUUAAAAAUCAACAAAAUUCUGAUGGAAGCAGAUGUGGAUGCUGAAUUGCUUAAAACUUGCUGGGCACCUCUAGGCUUUAGAUUGGCUGGUCAACAUUGUGCCGCCAAAUUCCAUGUCAAGGCUGGGCACUUGCACACAAUGCUGACUGAUUACGAGAACAUAUACUAUGAAAUUGCUGAUUUCACGAAAAAAUUUUCGUCGCUGAAUGCCAAAUUAGGUGGCCCAGAAAAGAUAUUGUUAGAAAAAGUUCGCAAUAUGUUCAUGUCGUCGACAGCGAAAGUGUCGAAUGAAAAUAAGAAUGAUACUACGCUGGAAUUUGAUCUUGAAAUUGUUGCUGGGAAACGAGCUCUGAAAUGGCAUUUUUUCGGACAGCAUUUGGGUUCUAUGACUUAUAUCUUUUCGCACAUAACCCGGCCGCUGUUAAAUAUUCUAUCAGUUGUUGUUGGUGAAUGUGACUUGAGUUCAGUUAAGGUUCCUGUAUCCGGCAGCAGCUUUAGUGGUCUCUUUGGGAAACCUUCUGUGCAGAAACUCUAUGAAAUUGUGGCUACAGAAGCUAUGGUAGUGAAAAGCAUUGGCAGUACUUGUCGUGAUGAUGAAAAUCACGAAGAUAUAAACACAGGCAUUGAUGGCAGUAACCAUGUUGGCAAAAAUGGUGAUUCCCUUUCCGCAACACCACCUUCCACUUCGAUUUAUGAGGUAGUGAGUGAUAUAGACCAGGACAAGUUUAGGGAAAUUCGACUAAUGCAUACAUCGCCUCAAAAAAAGCCAAAAUUGAGAUUUUGAACUCAAAACCUGCUAAUCAAAUGUAAGUAGGAUAUUUUGCCAUCUUCAUAUCGUUAUAUCAUUUUAUUACUAACCGUACUUGCAAUACAAAGAUUGAUAUAAAAAUCUUUUAGAAUAAGUUUGUGCAAGAUUUACAAUUGUAUUUCAUUAUUUUAUUUGUUUGUCGUUGUUUAUAUAGCAAAUUUCCAAAAUUAUGACUUUCAACUGCAUUUGUAAACAGUACUGUUGCACCUCUAUCUUUUUAUAUACUUUUGCAUUGUAUCUAAUACUUGAUACUUUGCUUCCUGGGGCAGUUAUCGGAAAAUAGAAAGUUAUACUCAGAUCUGGUCGGUAUUUGCGGUAUUUCAAGAGCUAAUAACAGUUUUAUAAACGCUUAUAUAAUUUAAGCUAUUUUAUGUGUUGAAGUCUAUCCAUUGUGUGAAGUCCUGUAAUCAGUUUGUGCAAAUCUUCAUAAUUGUGUAUGCUCUUAACUGUUUAUAUUAACACUUCUGCUUUAUUCUGGGCAUCUUUUCCUUUUCCUUUCCAAACAGAAUGAGGCUCUAACUGAUUCAAAUUUCGAGGAACUUUUGAACAGUUCA